CACCAUCCAGUCCUCCGUGCAGCUUCGAGGAGCCGGUAAAGAUGGCGACGUUGACCCUGGGGCUGUUGGCAUGCAGCCUCCUCCUGCUCUACCUCAUCCUGGAGUCUAGGGAGUCCUUUACAGCUUUGGCUGGCUGGAGACCAGAGGACAUUCCUCCGCAGAUGUUACGCCAGAAAAGAGCGACACCAGAUGAGGCGACGUUUAACUGGACGUACGUGAUCGACAUCGAAGUGAACGGUUCCUCCGGCCUCAUAGCCGCACUGAACAACAUCAGCCUCCCGGUCCAACUCAACAACAUUACCCAGAUCAGCCAGAUUCAGGUCACCACAGCAUGCGCGCCGGUGGGCGCGGGUGAGCAGUGCCGCUGCCAGGAAGGGUUCGCCUGGCCAAUCGAGAGCUGCCUGGCCCACGGCGCCUGUGAUGUCAUCGCCGAGGGUGUCUGCACCUGCAUCAACGGCCGCCCCGCCGACGGGCAGUCCUGUCAACCAAUCGAAUCACUGCAGGCGGAGGUGGUGCUGGAGGUGGUGGUGGAGCUCCACCUCAUAGACCUGGCCACCCUGGAGACUCUCCGCGCCCGGCUGGAGAACAGCAGCUUCCCUCUGGCCCUCAGUCCUGCUGUCGAGAUCACGGACAUCAACAUCACCACAGUUUGCUCUCCAUUCGGGGCUGGGUUCCAAUGCACAUGUGAGGAUCCGUAUCGCUGGCCAUGUGACAAGUGUCUUCUGCAUGGGUCAUGUGACAACAUCACUGAUGAGACGUGUGGAUGCAUCAAUGCCCUUCCCCCUGAUGAAGAAUACUGCCAGCUCUCCCAACUCAUCAAUACAACUUGUCCUAUCACGACUUCUGCACCUCCGUCCACAACUUCUGCACCUCCAUCAACCACUUCUCCACCUCCAUCAACCACUUCUCCACCUCCAUCUACCACUUCUCCACCUCCAUCAACCACUUCUCCACCUCCAUCAACCACUUCUCCAAAUCCAUCCACCACUUCUCAAACUCCAUCAACAAGUCCUCCAGUGGUCUAUGAGUACCUGACUACUAUCGAGCUGCAAACCACAAAUGUUACAGUGAUAGAGGAACUGAGGAUUAUCCUGGAUAACAUCAGCUACCCCUUCCCCAUCGACAGCAACAUACUGAUCUCUGAGGUCAACAUCACCACAGUUUGCUCUCCAUUCGGGGCUGGGUUCCAAUGCACAUGUGAGGAUCCGUAUCGCUGGCCAUGUGACAAGUGUCUUCUGCAUGGGUCAUGUGACAACAUCACUGAUGAGGCGUGUGGAUGCAUCAAUGCCCUUCCCCCUGAUGAAGAAUACUGCCAGCUCUCCCAACUCAGUACGUCCUCAUGUCUGGUCACAGUUGACAUAAAGCUAUAGACACAGCCAAGAAUCUGAAGCUGUGACACUGUACAAGGCCUCAAUUCUCCUGAGUCCUUAAUGUAAGAGUAUUGACCCAUACUGGGAUUGAUCAAACAAUAGACAUGGUUAAAUCACUAACUUUAAAGACUCCCUCCCAUUUAUGGAAGUCAUUAUUUAAGAAGCACUUUAUAGUGUGUUGUGAUGAUUUGCUUCCUAAUGUCAGCAAGUUAUGAGGUGAAUAACUUUGUGUUAAACGUUUAAGUAAACUAUGAACUUGACUUUUGUCUCCAAACAGUCAAUACAACUUGUCCUAUCACGACUUCUGCACCUCCGUUCACCACUUCUACACCUCCAUCUACCACU
Gadus macrocephalus (Pacific cod) is the source of this 1715-nucleotide messenger RNA. Its product is annotated as adhesion G-protein coupled receptor F3-like. The coding region runs from base 42 to 1370 and encodes 442 amino acids. Lineage: Eukaryota; Metazoa; Chordata; Actinopteri; Gadiformes; Gadidae. The transcript is spliced from 10 exons. The record is from RefSeq and is a predicted model, not a curated record.